AUGGCUGGUACUUUUCUAUUUACUUCUGAAUCUGUUGGUGAAGGUCAUCCAGAUAAAAUCUGUGAUCAAGUCUCAGAUGCUAUUUUAGAUGCUUGUCUUGCUGAAGAUCCAAAUUCUCGUGUUGCUUGUGAAACCGCUGCUAAGACCGGUAUGAUUAUGGUCUUUGGUGAAAUUACAACAAAGGCUAAUUUGGAUUAUCAAAAGAUUGUUAGAGAUACAAUCAAAAAAAUCGGUUAUGAUUCCAGUGAUAAAGGUUUUGAUUACAAGACUUGUAAUGUCCUAGUAGCAAUUGAACAACAAUCUCCGGAUAUUGCUCAAGGUGUUCAUGAAGAAAAAGCUAUUGAAGAUAUUGGUGCAGGUGAUCAAGGUAUCAUGUUUGGUUACGCUACCGAUGAAACUCCAGAAGGUUUGCCAUUAACUAUUCUAUUAGCUCACAAAUUAAACAUGGCCAUGGCUGACGCUAGACGUGAUGGUUCUUUAGAUUGGUUAAGACCUGAUACUAAGACUCAAGUUACCGUUGAAUAUAAAAAUGAUCAUGGUAGAUGGGUUCCAUUAAGAAUCGAUACAGUUGUUGUCUCUGCUCAACAUGCUGAAUCUAUUUCUACUGAAGAUUUAAGAAAAUUAAUUAAAUCUGAAAUUAUUGAAAAAGUCAUCCCAGCUGAUAUGUUAGAUGAAAAUACUAAAUACUUUAUUCAACCAUCUGGUAGAUUUGUUAUCGGUGGUCCACAAGGUGAUGCUGGUUUAACCGGUAGAAAAAUUAUUGUUGAUGCUUAUGGUGGUGCUUCUGCCGUUGGUGGUGGUGCUUUCUCUGGUAAAGAUUACUCUAAAGUCGAUCGUUCAGCUGCUUAUGCCGCUCGUUGGGUUGCUAAAUCUUUAAUUGCCGCUGGUCUUUGUAAAAGAGUCGAAGUUCAAUUCUCUUAUGCUAUCGGUGUUGCUGAACCAUUAUCUCUACAUGUUGAUACUUAUGGUACUGCUACUAAAUCCGAUGAAGAAAUUAUUGAAAUUAUUAAAAACAAUUUCGAUUUAAGACCAGGUGUGUUAGUCAAAGAAUUAGAUUUAGCUAAGCCAAUCUAUUUACCAACUGCAUCUUACGGUCAUUUCACUAACCAAGAAUAUUCUUGGGAAAAGCCAAAGACCUUGAAGUUUUAA
Molecule: messenger RNA, 1149 nt
Organism: Maudiozyma saulgeensis
Lineage: Eukaryota; Fungi; Ascomycota; Saccharomycetes; Saccharomycetales; Saccharomycetaceae
Source: the annotation of a GenBank genome assembly